This is a messenger RNA of Drosophila montana, 765 nucleotides long. RefSeq names its product TweedleD (gene TwdlD). Lineage: Eukaryota; Metazoa; Arthropoda; Insecta; Diptera; Drosophilidae. The record is from RefSeq and is a predicted model, not a curated record. The transcript is spliced from 2 exons. Bases 1 to 765 code for a protein of 254 amino acids.
AUGCGUGCAUUUAUUCUGAUGUGCCUGUGGGCAGCCGUUUGUGGCGCCGACCAGUUGGGCUACAACUAUCAACCGGUCGCCCAAGCGGAUGAGGGCCUCUCUUUUGUUCCAGUCGCUGCUGCGCCUGCCACGCAGCAACAGCAUGGAGAGGCUGAGCUCUCGCUGCCCAUUGCGGCGCCAGCUGCUGCUCCGGUUCCGAAUGCCAUCAUUCCACAGGCGGCUCCUCUGGUCGAAGAGUUCCAGAAGGAGUUCUAUACCUAUGCCGCGCCCGAGGACCAGUUUGACGACGGCAUCAAUAAUCAGCAAAUCGCCGACUCGUUAAAAAAAAAUCUACGCAUUGUGUUCAUUCGCACGCCCGAGAAUCGCGGCUUCGAGCGCGCCGCCCUGCAGCUGGCCAAGCAAUCUGCCCAGCAGGAAACCGCAAUUUAUGUGCUCAGCAAACAGGCUGAUGUUGCCAAUCUGGCUAAGCAGCUCAACGCGCUUAAGUCGAGCUCCUCCAGCAAGCCCGAGGUGCACUUUGUCAAAUAUCGCACACCGCAAGAUGCGGCCAAUGCCCAACUGGCCAUCCAGAACCAGUACAAUCAAUUACCCGGUGCCUCACGCAUCUCCAACGAAGGCCGCGCUCCAGUUUUGAAUUUUGCCUCGCAGGCGCCGGCCGCCCCCGUGAGCGCAGCCCGCUUGCCCAGCUCUGAGUACCUGUCGGCCAAUGUGGCGUCUGGACAGGAUUAUCUGCCGCCCGCUCUGCGCCGCUUUCGCGUCAAGUGA